UAAAGAUAUGGUAAAGUUCGUCGGCGCAGAAAUAAGAGUAAAAUAAAGAAAGAAUAUCAAUAUAAGUAAAAAUAAGCCGACGACAGGUGUUACGGUGUUACAAUUUAGCCGACAACUUAUUUACGCGCCAAAGACAAAGUCCGAGCGCUGAAAUUUUGUAGUUUUUAUUUUGUUUUGAUAUGAAAGAGCUCUGACGACGUUGCUGGCUCGCUCUCACAUAUCGUCGAAAAAUUCUUGAAUUUCAAUUGUGUCUAUGCGACUUUGCCCUUGAGCAUGUUUAAGGAGUUUCAGAUAUUGUAGGGUUGGCUAAUCCAGUAAAUCGUCACAUUUUGAAGGUGAAAGAGUAGUGUUUAGUGUAUGAAAUUCUCUUUUUGCAGAUAAACCAAAGGAAUAUCAAUAAAAAUGCCGAGCAUUAAUUUGAAUAUUAAACCCAAUGAAGUUAAACGAGAAGAAUUUCGAAAGUACUUGGAACAUGCUGGUGUUAUGGAAGCUUUAACCAAUGUUUUAGUGGCAUUAUAUGAAGAGCGUUUAGAAUAUAUUCGAGACUUUCUUACAGUUGAUGAUUUUAAUAAGAGACAGGUUGCAGCCGAGGCUGAGAUUUUAAAGAAACAGUUAGCUGAAGCAAAAUCGCAAAUUGCAGAAAUGAAAGAGAAACUUCAAAAAUAUGAGUCAGAAAAUGCAGCUUAAUUGAACAAGUUAUGAAAUAACGUGAUUCUGGACUAGUCG
Molecule: messenger RNA, 726 nt
Organism: Ceratosolen solmsi marchali
Lineage: Eukaryota; Metazoa; Arthropoda; Insecta; Hymenoptera; Agaonidae
Product: C-Myc-binding protein
Exons: 3
Coding region: 403-687 (94 amino acids)
Biological process (GO): regulation of DNA-templated transcription
Cellular component (GO): nucleus
Molecular function (GO): transcription coactivator activity
Source: RefSeq, a predicted model, not a curated record